AGUAGUGUGCAUCUUAUAAUUUGAGAAAUUAAAAUUAAUAUAAAACUGUACUGUGAAAUAUCCUGCUUUUGGGGAGGAGACGUGUUCUUUGUGUUGCUAUAUAUCAGAAACUAAUGUGAAGAUGUGUGGCCUUUAUAUUUUAAUGAGUUUCAUAUUGAUUUCUGUCAUGAAAAAAAUAAUCUAGAUGUCUUUUUUAAGUGGCAGAUGAGGCUCUUUAGUAAUUUAACAUGCAACAACACUUUUCUGGCAAGAUAGUUUUAGCAUGAGGUAGACCAUACUAUGUGUUCACUUGUGACUCCUUGACUCAAAAAUUCCUCCCCUCAACUUUUGCGUCAACCCUGAGAGUAUCUGCCUUUGUGUAACUGAACCUUCUGCACUCGUUGCGAGUUGUUCGUGCAGUCCAUCAGUCAUGUGUCACUGUGACACGAUAUCAUCCCUCUUCUCCACUGCUGCCUCCUUUUUCUCUAUCCCUCUUCUGUUUUUACCUCAUCUUAACAUGUCAUUCUCGCCCCCUCCUCUCUCUCAUGCCCUGAGGUCAGUGUGUGCUGCACUAUUGAUAUUGUUUCUAAAAAUAUAGGAUUCUUCCACCAGCCAGCUAAAAAUAGAGCAAGGGACAUGGACCAUAGGAGGGGGAAGAGGAAGAGGAGGAGAGGGAGAGAGAGCUUUCUAACUGUACUCAUACUAUGGGCAUAAAUCCCAGUGGAGAGGUGGUCUACUGUGUUUUCUACUUUUGCUUGUAAAUUUAUAUGGUAGUUUUCUGUAAUUUGGACUUAAGUUUGUACCCUUGUUCAACUCCAAUUCAUUGUCUCAUCUCUUUCUCUUUUUUUUUUGGCAUCUUUGGACUUUAUUCAAACUGAAUUUUACAUUAUGGUCAUAUAUCAUAAUUAGGUACUGUGCUGCCAAAGUACACUGCAUAAAUUUCACUGCAAGUGAAGUAAAUCAAAAAUGUAAAGAAUAUAAAUAUGUUUUGUGUAAUUUGAUGAUGACUGACAAGAUGAUAAAAGACUGUAAUAAGACUGUAAAAGGUCAAACUUUUAAGACCAAUGUACUGAAGAAAUAAAAAUGAUGAAUGUAAAUGUAAUGUAAACCAAUAAAAUAGGUGAAGAAAGAAAAUAUGUUUGAUACACUAUAUGAUAAAUUACAUUAACUAAUUUCAGACUAUAAUAAAAAAGAAAUAUAGAACAAAUAUCAUUUCAAAAGGAUAUACAGUUUGAUGAGCUGUAGUAGUUUAACAUGACCCCCCUCCUCUCUCUCUCUGUCUCUCCCCCAACACUUCUCUAGCUCACGCUGCAGCCUGUGUCUCUUUUGUAGCUUGCUGAAUCGAUCCACCGCAGAGCCUUGUUCGGAUUGAGUGAAAGAGAGAGUGAAGGAUUGAGAGGAUGGGUAGGGGGGCUUAAGGGAAAAAACUCAUAAAAGGAAGGGUGAGAGAGAGAAAGAGAGAGAGGAGGGAAAGCGACAGAGGCAGAAAGAGACCAAAUACCAAAAUCCAACAAGCCUCCCUGGUGUGAGGUGUCUUGGCUACUGACGUGUGCGCACGACUCUUGUUGGCAAGAUGAGUUCGUGUAGCAGUCGUGCAUUGACCAUCCUGUCCACUGUGUUUGGAGCCUGUGGGCUGCUGCUGGUGGGGGUGGCUGUGUCCACAGACUACUGGCUGAUCAUGGUGGAGGGCAUCAUCCUGCAGCAGAACCAAAGCAUGGAGGUGAAGAUGGAGCUGCAUUCAGGCCUCUGGAGAGUUUGCUUUGUGGCUGGGUCAGAAAAUGGGAGAUGUGUUGCAUCGGAGUACUUCACUGAACCCGAUAUAGAGAUCACCACUGAAAACACUGCAAACAUCCUCAAGAUGGUGCGUACAGCCACACCCUUCCCGAUGGUGUCGCUGCUCUUUGUCUUCACUGCCUUUGUUAUCAGUAACAUCGGACACAUCCGGCCUCAGCGCACCAUCCUGGCCUUUGUGUCGGGAAUCUUCUUCAUCCUCUCAGGUCUCAGUCUGGUGGUGGGCCUGGUGCUCUACAUCUCCAGUAUAAAUGAUGAGGUGAUGAACCGGCCCAGGGAGCCUGAGCAAUUCUUCCACUACCACUAUGGCUGGUCUUUUGCCUUUGCUGCCUCUUCCUUCUUACUCAAAGAGGGGGCUGGGGUGAUGUCUGUCUAUCUGUUUAUGAAACGUUACGCUGAGGAAGAGAUGUAUCGCCCCCAUCCUGCACUCUACCACCCCCGCCUGUCCGAGAGCAGUGACUACAGCGGCCAGUAUCUCCACCCAGAAUCCUCCUGGCCUCCGCCAAAGAGAGGCCGCAGCACCUCUGAAGCCUCCAGCGACAUCUCCAUCCAGCUCAACCAGACGCCCCCAACGCAGCCAAAAAGCAACCUCCAGACCAGUGGGCAAGGCAGCCCACCAUCUGGCUCUUCUUCUGCAGGGAGCUACCAAAUGCCCCAGCAGUCUGCUGGCUACCCCUCUACACACACCCUGCCCAGGUUGCACUCCUCACAUCCCCAAGGCCAGGUUCUUCCUAUGGCCCUGCCUCCAUCACCUGUACCUCCCCCUCAUUAUCACACACACAUGCACAUGAGCGCCUCACCUUGUUAAGAAGAGGGAGCAUUAAGGAGGCAGGAGAAACACGAACUCCUCAUAAUCAGGUAUACUGUACUGUACACUUAGAUGCGGAUGAGAAUAAAUACUGAACUUGGAUGUAGCUUUGGAACAAUAUGAACAAAGGACAAAGGAGAUUUUGGAGAUUGAAACGGAAGAUUUUAUACCAUUGUUGUGAUUUUACAGAAAUGGUGAUGGAUAAAGAGAAACAAGAAUAGACAAAGAUGGGGCGAUAAAUCAAGGAAUUCACUUCAUCUUGAUGGAAAGAGGGUAAAGAGUUUAGGUUGAGUGACAGAAGAAACACAGGGGGGCGGGACAGAGGCAGGGAGUGCAAGACAAAGAUAGGAAAUUUGUAUACACCUAGAAAUAUAGAGUGGAAAACACUGAUCAGAAAGACUUAGGAUGCACAUAAUUUUACACAUACAGUUGAAGCCAGAUGUUUACAUGCGCUUAGGUUGAAGUCAUUAAAACUUGUUUUUAACCACUCCACAGAUGUCAUGUUAACAAACUCUCAUUUUGGUAAUUCAGUCAGGAAGUAUUUUAUGCAUGACACACAGGUAAUUUUUCCAACAGUGGUUUACAGACAGAUUAUUUCCCUGAUUGUUCACUAUAUCACAGUUCCAGGAGGUCAGAAGUUUACAUACACUCAGUCGAC
Molecule: messenger RNA, 3236 nt
Organism: Monopterus albus (swamp eel)
Lineage: Eukaryota; Metazoa; Chordata; Actinopteri; Synbranchiformes; Synbranchidae
Gene: cacng7b
Product: calcium channel, voltage-dependent, gamma subunit 7b
Exons: 6
Coding region: 1553-2578 (341 amino acids)
Biological process (GO): transmission of nerve impulse; postsynaptic neurotransmitter receptor diffusion trapping; neurotransmitter receptor transport, postsynaptic endosome to lysosome
Cellular component (GO): AMPA glutamate receptor complex; postsynaptic density membrane
Molecular function (GO): channel regulator activity; voltage-gated calcium channel activity
Source: RefSeq, a predicted model, not a curated record